UUCUCAGAGACCCGCCGCCGCCCGUGACUUUGGCGCUGCAGCCAUCGCUCUUAUCCCUUUCCCGUCCUCUCCUUCUCCGUCGCCGUUCCACAGCCGCAGCACCAUCGAUAACAGCUAAGUGGUCAAUUCGGGAGACUUAGGGUUGGGAGUCGGGGCGGGCGCAAGGCGCGGGCAGCACACGCAAGCCCGCCAUCUCCUGCGGCAACUGCCACUGCUGCAGAUACCUCUGCCGGGCGGGAGAGAAGAAUACUGUCAAGAGGACCCCGCUGUCCUAGUGCCCACGGUCAGAGUUAGAGCGUUUCUGCCGAGCCUUGGUGAGAGCCUUGCCUUUGGGGAAGUGAGAAGAACGGACAGGACAGGAUCUUUCUGUUUUCGGAGAUCACGAGAAAAGAUCUCAUACUGGAUAGUGCUGACUUUUUGUCAACUUAAUCUAGUAAGUGGUAGCGUUGCUGAGUCUCCUUAAAACCCCGAGCCAUGUCGCCCCCAACAGUGCCUCCGAUGGGCGUAGAUGGUGUGUCCGCAUACCUGAUGAAGAAAAGGCACACCCACAGGAAACAGCGGCGCAAGCCCACUUUCCUCACCCGUAGGAACAUUGUGGGCUGUCGCAUUCAACACGGCUGGAAGGAAGGCAACGAGCCUGUGGAGCAGUGGAAGGGCACCGUGCUUGAGCAGGUUUCCGUGAAGCCCACUCUCUAUAUCAUCAAAUAUGAUGGCAAAGAUAGUGUGUAUGGACUAGAACUGCACCGAGAUAAGAGAGUUUUAGCGCUAGAGAUCCUUCCUGAGAGAGUGCCAACUCCUCGCAUUGAUUCGCGCCUGGCAGAUUCCCUGAUUGGCAAGGCAGUGGGUCAUGUGUUUGAGGGUGAGCACGGUGCGAAAGAUGAAUGGAAGGGCAUGGUCCUGGCGCGAGCCCCCGUGAUGGACACUUGGUUUUACAUCACCUACGAGAAAGAUCCAGUCCUUUAUAUGUACACGCUGCUGGAUGACUACAAAGCUGGUGACCUGCGCAUCAUUCCAGAUUCCAACUACUAUUUCCCUACAGCAGAACGGGAGCCUGGAGAAGUUGUCGACAGCCUUGUGGGCAAGCAGGUGGAGCACGCCAAAGAUGAUGGGUCCAAGAGAACCGGCAUUUUCAUCCAUCAAGUGGUGGCCAAGCCAUCUGUCUACUUCAUUAAGUUUGAUGAUGAUAUUCACAUUUAUGUCUAUGGUUUGGUGAAAAACCCCUAAAUUCAUUGUGCUAUUGCAAAAGUUGUGGAACUGUUAAAUGUAAAAUAUGUCGUGCGAAAUUUUGAGAACAUUUUUGAAGUCAGAGAUUAAAGAAUUUAUUAUUACUUACGGUGCCUCCAAAUCUUACAUUGACUAGUUCCACAGUUUUGUCCGAAGUAUACUUUGGUACUUUUGAUAUUGCCUUGUUCUGUAAUCAAAAUUUUAAAUCGGGUGCUAAUAGAAACUUGAAAAGUUUUUGUAAAAUUUGGAACAAUGGAAAACUAGAUAAAGAAAAAUAAAUGGUGUACACACACUAUAUCCUCCACCCUCCUCCAUUUCUUUCUUUGCCUUACCAAUUUUUUUCUCCCCAGGUAACAAGUGUUAAGAACAUAAUGUAUAUCCUUCCAUGUUUUCCCAAUCCUCUUAAAGAAAGUUUGUUGUAGUCCUUUCUACAGAAACAGCAAGCCCCAGUAUUUCUCUGUAAUUGCUUUUCUCCCUUGACAUAUCCUUCUGAUCAGUAGCUACAGAUAUCUCUCUCUCCCCCAUGCCUCCCUCUCCAUAUGGUAUAAGAUAGAUGUCCAACUAUACAUUUUAUUCACAUUGGAUAUCUGAUUGUACCAUCACAUUUAUUAAAUAAAUCACCAAUUCCCCCUCUCCCUCUAUUUCUCCUUGUCUUCCUCCCUUCUCCUAAAAGCUGCAUACACAGUACAUAUUUAUGUACCAAAAUGGUACCAUUUAUGUACCAUUCUAUUAUUGAUGGUCUUUAAGUUUUCUCUUUUUUUUUCCACCAUAGCACAGCUACAAUACAUACUGGUGCUUUUAUUUCUAUAGGGUAGCUUCCCAGAAAUGGGACUGCUAGGUAGGUGUUUAUUUAAUUUUAAGAGAUAUUACAAAAUUACCAUCUAAAAUGAAAGUGCUCAUUUUCCAGCAUCCUCUCCAGCACUCUUUAAUGUUUGCAAAUCUGAACAGUGAAAAAUUACAUAGUAUUGUUUGUUUAAUUGAAAAACUCAGUGAGGUUUUUUUUUUACCAUUUGGACUUUUUUUGUGAUUUGCCAGUGCUUAUCCUUUGCUCAUUUGUCUAUUGAAUCUUUGAUCUUUUCCUUAUAAAUCUGUAGGAAUUCUAACUAUAUUUACUAUGUGGUGUGUAUUAAUCAGUUGUAGCCCAUAUGUGUUAUGAUUUUCUCCAUUCUAUCAUUAAUCUUGACUUUGCUGAUAUCUUCUUUUUUUACUUUACAGGUUUUAAAAAAAAGUUAGAUAGAUUCCUUUCUUCUUUUUAGCUUUUCGGUUUCUUGUUUUUUUCAGCUGAAUGUCCCCACCGCUAGUCAUACAAAUAUUUACCUACAUGUUUUCUAAAAAAAUUUUUUAAUUUUAAGCUUUAACUGUUUGAUCCAUCAGGAAUUUAUUUUUCUAUAUGGAGAUAGAGGUCCAAAUAUACAUUUUGUUCAUAUUGGAUACCUGAUUAUGCUAUCACAGUUAUUAAAUAAAUCACCCAUUUUCAAGUUCCUGAGCCAGUAUCACAUUGUUUUAAUUGUACUGGCUUGACCAUAAACUUUGGACUCUGGUAAAGCAAGUCCCCUAUCAUUAGUUUUUUUGGUUUUGGUUUUGUUUUUUGUCUUUUCUUCUAUUAUGUAAUUUGUCUUUCAUUCUUUCACGUAAAAAUUGGAAGCAUCCUUUCCAUAUUUAAAAAAAUUGUGAUGCCUUAGAAUUGUAUUACAUUUCUGCAUUUCUGUUUAGAGAGGUAUUUUAAUAAUAAUAUUAAUCUUUAAUACUCGAGAAUUUUGGUACAUCAUUAAAAUCUUUUGUUUUUGUAAUGUUAUAUAGGUCCAUCACAUCUGAUUAAAUUUAUCUCUAUAUAUUUUUACAGUUUUUGUCACAUUUUGA
Molecule: messenger RNA, 3084 nt
Organism: Aethalodelphis obliquidens (Pacific white-sided dolphin)
Lineage: Eukaryota; Metazoa; Chordata; Mammalia; Artiodactyla; Delphinidae
Gene: SPIN4
Product: spindlin family member 4
Exons: 1
Coding region: 475-1224 (249 amino acids)
Biological process (GO): gamete generation
Source: RefSeq, a predicted model, not a curated record